AUGUCUUCGAACCCCAAUGCAAGGUUGCGAAGAACAAUGCCCAGCUUUGAGGUCCCACUAACUCCCGAACAACAACACCUUCACAGAGUAGUUACUUAUGAACUUGACCGUAUUGAAGGCCCGGGAUUCAGGGAAUAUCGCAACAUCCUAACCUACAAUUUUGACAAGAUCAAACUCAUCAUCAAAAUAUAUUCAGUGGUCGAGAAGAGUCCGUCCUUCUGGAUGACCCAUGAAAAGGUUCUUGCUUUUACAAGUGGCUUCUUCACGCCACCUGAGAGCCUCAACGUGCACCUCAGUGCUCCCAUUAUCCUCAAAGUCGAGAAAAACAUAUGGUUCAAUGGAGUAGGGGGCUUUGUCAAUGUUGUGAUGAUUGUGAAAUGGUCACGUCGGUUUCGGCAAAUCAAUGGCUCGCUUGACGUUUGGAGAAAGGGCGAGCGCAAUCCGACCAGCAUGCCAAUUUUCCCAGCCCCUCCAAGAGGGAGCCCUCCACAAACUGUCACAAUUUACAGGAAGGAUUUUUACCCUGAAGGCGAGGUACCUGCCGGACGGAACCCAAAUGACACAUUGUUAUGGGAUCUAGACGUUCUUCGGGCUUUUGCAAGAACUGCAAUUGAACUGGAGGGUUAUCAUCCUGAGUGA
This is a messenger RNA of Aspergillus sclerotioniger CBS 115572, 639 nucleotides long. RefSeq lists its product as uncharacterized. The transcript has 3 exons. Bases 1 to 639 code for a protein of 212 amino acids. The record is from RefSeq and is a predicted model, not a curated record. NCBI's taxonomy places the organism in Eukaryota, Fungi, Ascomycota, Eurotiomycetes, Eurotiales, Aspergillaceae.